AUGGCUUCCACCACGGGUGCUGAGACUAGCGAGAAGCGCGUGCGCCUUCGGGAGCUCAUCCCGGGCAUCAAGCUGGGCAAGUGGGAGCGCACCGGGCCAAAGAACGGCAUCACCGACGUCCCGGGAGUGCUCGUCCACACAGAGUCCAUCCACGACAAGGAAAAGGGCGUCAACACGGGCGUGACGACCAUCCUGCCGCGCAAGGAAUGGAUCGAAAAGGCCUGCUACGCCGGCAUGUUCCGCUACAAUGGCGCGGGCGAGCUGACGGGCAGUCACUGGAUCGACGACACGGGACUGCUGAGCAGCCCGAUCGUCAUAACCAACAGCUUCGGGGUGGGUGCCUGCCACACCGGCAUCUACCGGUACGGCGCGCAGCACUACCGCGACAAGAACGGCGACGUGGACUGGUUCCUGAUGCCCGUCGUGGGCGAGACCUACGAUGGCAUGCUCAACGACCUGUCGCAAUUCGUCGUGACGCCGGAGCACGCCGUGCGCGGCAUCGAGCGGGCGUCCGCCGACCCGGUGCCCGAGGGCAACACGGGCGGUGGCACCGCCAUGACCUGCCACGGUUUCAAGGCCGGCACCGGCACCUCGAGCCGGCUUGUCGCCGGCCUGGACGCCGACGGCAAGCCGAUCGACUACACCGUCGCGGCGCUCGUACAGGCCAACUACGGCCGGCUGUACUCGCUGACCAUCGCCGGCGCGCCCGUUGGUCGCAUCCUGUGGGCGGACGCGGAGCACGACGCCGUCGCGCGGGGCGCCCGCGACGCCUACGAGCAGGCCAAGAAAGUCAAGGACGGCAGCAUCAUUGUCGUGAUAGCGACCGACGCGCCGCUCAACCCGGUGCAGCUGCAACGGCUCGCGAGGCGGGCGACACGCGGCAUCUCGCGCGUGGGCGGCUACGGCAACACCAACAGCGGCGACGUCUUCAUCGCCUUCAGCACGGGCACGGUGGCGCCGGGCCAGUUCGACGCCGCGGGGCUCGAGUUCCUGCCGGACAAGGCGGAGAUCCUGCGGCACGAGGCCGUGGACGAGCGCAAGAUGGACAGCCUCCUGGAGAGCGCGGGCGAGGCCACCGAGGAGGCCAUCCUCAACGCGCUGUGCAUGGCGGAGACGAUGACGGGGUUCAGAGGGCGCACCGUGGAGGCGAUGCCGCUGGGCAGGGUAAAGGAUAUCGUGCAGCGGCACAUUGACCUGGAGAAGGCGCUGGUGGCGGGGAAGUAA
Molecule: messenger RNA, 1224 nt
Organism: Cordyceps fumosorosea ARSEF 2679
Lineage: Eukaryota; Fungi; Ascomycota; Sordariomycetes; Hypocreales; Cordycipitaceae
Product: peptidase family T4 protein
Exons: 1
Coding region: 1-1224 (407 amino acids)
Molecular function (GO): aminopeptidase activity
Source: RefSeq, a predicted model, not a curated record